Mangifera indica (mango) is the source of this 846-nucleotide messenger RNA. Its product is annotated as 60S ribosomal protein L12-like. Gene Ontology annotation, molecular function: large ribosomal subunit rRNA binding; structural constituent of ribosome. The record is from RefSeq and is a predicted model, not a curated record. The coding region runs from base 89 to 589 and encodes 166 amino acids. Gene Ontology annotation, cellular component: ribosome; cytosolic large ribosomal subunit. NCBI's taxonomy places the organism in Eukaryota, Viridiplantae, Streptophyta, Magnoliopsida, Sapindales, Anacardiaceae. The transcript has a single exon. Gene Ontology annotation, biological process: translation.
UCAACCCCAACCCUUUCAAUCGUUCCCCCGCGCCUCCCUUCUCUCCGUUUAAUUUCUUGUACCUCUAAGAAGUGAAGGCAAAUCAAAGAUGCCGCCGAAGUUCGAUCCAUCUCAGGUGGUGGACGUAUUCGUCCGGGUGACAGGAGGUGAGGUCGGAGCUGCGAGUUCACUCGCUCCUAAAAUCGGUCCACUUGGUCUCUCCCCCAAGAAGAUCGGAGAAGACAUCGCAAAGGAAACCGCAAAAGAAUGGAAGGGCUUACGUGUCACCGUGAAACUGACCGUGCAGAACCGUCAGGCGAAGGUCGCCGUCGUCCCUUCCGCCGCCGCAUUGGUCAUCAAAGCGUUGAAGGAGCCUGAGAGGGACAGGAAAAAGACGAAAAACAUCAAACACAACGGCAACAUUACUCUCGAUGACGUGAUUGAAAUCGCUAAGAUUAUGAGGCCGAGGUCUAUGGCCAAGGAUCUUAGUGGAACCGUUAAGGAAAUUCUAGGCACGUGCGUUUCGGUUGGUUGUACGGUCGAUGGGAAAGACCCGAAGGAUCUGCAGCAGGAGAUUGCUGAUGGGGACGUGGAGAUUCCUCUUGAUUAAAUAAAGCUGAUAACUUGUGAGGGUUUUUCGUUCUAUAUUUUAGUUUUUGAGUUUAUUUUUCAGUAUCUGUGUUUUUGUUCUAUCAGUUUUGGAUUUUUAUAAGGAUUUUAAUGAUAUCUCCGACUUUCAAAUUUCCAGAGUUAGUGAGUGUUUAAUUGGAAUCAGGAGAUGUAAGCUUACAUUUAGUGGGUUUUUUGGAUAAUAUCUGAGACGUAAAUUUCGCCUAUAAGUUGAAUUUCACCAUUUCCUUAAGCAAA